Anolis carolinensis (green anole) is the source of this 2147-nucleotide messenger RNA. Its product is annotated as solute carrier family 22 member 6-A. NCBI's taxonomy places the organism in Eukaryota, Metazoa, Chordata, Lepidosauria, Squamata, Anolidae. Gene Ontology annotation, molecular function: transmembrane transporter activity. Gene Ontology annotation, cellular component: membrane. Gene Ontology annotation, biological process: transmembrane transport. Bases 136 to 1821 code for a protein of 561 amino acids. The record is from RefSeq and is a predicted model, not a curated record. The transcript is spliced from 10 exons.
UGCCAAACGGGAAGGGCCUCAAACCAAGGGCAGCAGAAGUAGUGAGUGAAGUGAAGGAGACCAAGACUUUGGGUGAGAAGAGGACAUCAGGAGCAAAGCCUAGGAAGGGCAACGUGAUUGUCCAAGUUGUUCACCAUGACAUUUGCGGAUAUUCUGGAUAACUUAGGGGGCAUGGGCCGCUUCCAGAGGCUCAUGGUGGCCUUCCUCGCCCUCCCCUUGACCAUGUUGGCCAGCCAUAACCUUCUCCAGAACUUCACGGCAGGGAUCCCUGUGCAUCACUGCCAGGUCCGCAUCAUGGCCAACUACACACGCCAUGCCAACAACGUCACCAAGGAAAUGGGUGCCGAAGGACUUCUGCGAAUCUCCAUCCCGAUGGGCAAGGACCAGAAAGCGGAGAAGUGUCGUCGGUUCGUCACGACUCAAUGGCGGCUUCUCGACCCCAACGCAACGCUACCCAACGACACCAUGGUGGACACCGAGCCAUGCGCCGAUGGGUGGACCUAUGACCGGAGCAUGUUUCCCAGCACCAUUGUCAGUGAGUGGGAUUUAGUGUGUGAUGCCCGGACCCUGCGGCAAAUGGCUCAGUCCCUCUACAUGGCCGGAGUGCUGAUCGGAUCCUUGAUCAUUGGUUUCCUCUCAGACAGGUUCGGGAGGAAGUCGCUCAUCGUGUGGUGCUACCUGCAGAUGGGGGUCGCGGGGGCCGGCACGGCUUUCGCCCCGAACUUCACCGCAUACUGCGCCCUUCGCUUCCUGUGCGGAAUGGCCAUGUCGGGAAUCUCGCUCAACUCCGUCUCGCUCUGCAUGGAAUGGAUCCCAACGAAAUACCGUGCCAUUGUCGGCACCAUCAAUGGCUACUGCUACACCACGGGGCAAUUCAUCCUGGCCGGCGUGGCCUACGUCAUCCCCGACUGGCGGUGGCUGCAACUGGCCGUCUCCUUGCCGUUCUUCGUCUUUUUCCUCUACUCCUGGCUGUUUGUGGAGUCCGCACGGUGGCUGGCCAUUUCCGGGAAAGAGGAGCGGGCAGUGAAAGGCCUAAAGACCGCCGCCUGGGUCAACGGGAGGAAGCAGGAAGGAGACAAACUCAGCCUGGAGGUCCUGAAGUCCAGCAUGCAGAAGGAGAUGUCCUCCAACAAGUCCAGUCACACUAUGGCUGACCUGGUGCGGACACCCGCUGUCCGCAAAAUCUCCUGCGGGGUGUCCUUUCUCUGGUUUGCGACCAGCUUCUCUUACUACGGCCUGGCCAUGGACCUGCAGAACUUUGGCUUCGACAUCUACCUGACCCAGCUGGCGUUUGGGGCUGUCGACAUCCCAGCCAAGUUCAUUUCGGUGAUGACCAUCACUUUUGUGGGCCGGCGGUUCUCCCAGUCCGCUUCUCUGAUCCUGGCCGGGUUGUGCAUCUUGGCCAACAUUUUCGUGCCGCAAGACCUGAGCAACCUACGCAUGGCCUUUGCGGUGACCGGGAAAGGCUCCUUGGCCGCCUCCUUCAACUGCGCCUAUAUUUUCUCCGGUGAACUUUUCCCAACGGUGAUCAGGCAGUCGGGGAUGGGCCUGGGGGGCACGAUGGCCCGCGUGGGCAGCAUGAUUGCCCCUCUGGUCAAGAUGACCGGGGAAUUUUACCCGCCGUUGCCCCUCAUCAUCUACGGAGCCGCGCCGAUCAUUUCGGGCACCGUCACCUGCUUCCUUCCGGAGACUCGGAACGUCCCUUUGCCGGAGACCAUCGAACAAGUGGAGAGACAGUCGAGGCCCAGUCGAGAGGACGAGCAGCAGAUGAAGGUGCUCCUUGACCCCCCAAAGCCGGACCCCAGCCCAAAAAACAGCUGAAACACAGGCGGAAACACAGCUUUUGGGGUCCCUUCGAACUCGGCCCAUUCACUGAACUCCCUUCAGGCUUAAUCAGCUCCUUCUCCAAAGUCACAAACAGGAUGUCACUCCAAAAGAAGACCACUGAUUGUGCUGCUUCGCCGGAAACUUGCCAAUACUAAUUUAUUUCAAUUAGCAGAGGAAAUCUUAGAGGGAGGCCAAGGAAUUGCUGAAGUUGGCAAAAAGUUAUAUGCACAUUUGUUAUUAUUCUAUGGCCAUGCUGUUUACAACCCAUUGUAUGUUUUUGUUGUACUUUGCCAAUAAAGUUUAACGUUCUAUGGAAUCUA